This is a messenger RNA of Chelonoidis abingdonii (Abingdon island giant tortoise), 4912 nucleotides long. NCBI's taxonomy places the organism in Eukaryota, Metazoa, Chordata, Testudines, Testudinidae. The record is from RefSeq and is a predicted model, not a curated record.
CUGGUUGGCUGAAGUGGUCUGAUUUCCAUUAUGACUUAAGGUUCUCUCUCUAACGCAGUGGGUUUCAACCUAUGAUCUCUGCAGAACUGGAGAACGAGGCAGCAUCUUCAGAGCUGAGCUGUUCCAGGCAUGGUGCGGGGGAGGGCACAGCGGACUCUGCAUUCGGACCAUGGAGAGGGCAGCUGAUGGUCUGUCAAUCUAGUGUUGGUGAAUCAUAUCAGACCAGUUCAUCCAGUAUUGUUCCAUGGGUCUGAAUAUCAUCUGGCUGAUGCCAUGUGUGGCCAUCGUGUGUUUGGUGCUUGCCUCCCUCCAUGGCUUCGGCAGCCAACGACCUCCUUCGGUGAAAGCUGGGCCUGAUGCGUUGUCUAAGCAGGAGAGUUUGGGCACAGUGCUGCCUGCAGACGAGGUGGUUGGAAACCUCGCGUUUCAAUUCCAGUCUGGUGCACGCAUCUCUAGCACAUCCCACCGGCCACAGCUUGGGAGAGGCAUUGGGCCGGGUCCCCAGCUGGUGCAAAUCAGCAUGACUGCACAGAGGUCGAUGGAGAUGCUGAUCAUUCACAUGAAACACCCAGCUCUCAGAGACGGCAGCUCCCAAGCACAACCAGGAACGGGGGUUCAGGGCCUGGCCGCAGGCGUCCCAGCCACCUCUUCCCCACCCCCCCGAAAGAUAUUGGAUGUCCUCGUUCUGUGCCUCAGAACAGCAAGUCAGCAUCUGCCUCUGCUAUCAGGAUCAGCACAGAGACAUACAGAGAGCAGUGAAGACAUGGAGGUGCCCAGCAAAAAACCCUCUCUCCCUUUAUUGCUGGUGACACUGAUCAGCCUCUCUCCAGAUAUCCUGAUUGCCCAAGCACCUACUCCCCUCCGCCAGGUGAAUGGAACUCUGGGAAGAUCGGUCGUGCUGUCUGUGAAUCUAUCGCCCGGGAAAAAGGUGAAAGAAAUUGAAUGGACCUUUCGUGGGUCAGGUGUGACGAUUCAGCUGGCUGAGUUCACUGGGGGGAAGUUUGAGCGACCCGAUACCAGCGGCAGAUUUAAGCAAAGGCUAGAAAAGUACAACGAGACCUCGCUGAGGAUCAAGGUUCUGGAGCUGGGCGAUAGUGGAGUUUAUGAGGCCCGGAUUAAGAUAGUACCAGCAACUGUGGAGGAACAGACCUUUCUCCUUGCGGUCUAUGAGCCAGUGCCACAGCCCCAGAUCUGGAGUCAGCUGCUCGCCAGCACGCUGGAUGGGUGCAACGUCACACUGCAGUGCCAGGGCUCAGGGAAGGGAAAUGUGAGCAUCUCCUGGGGGAGAGGGAACCCAGUCCAAGAGCUGGAUCCAGGUCGUCACCAGCUCUCCCCUGAUGGCAGGAAGCUCCAGCUGUCUCUGCAGCCCAGCUCCCUGAAUGCCACCUAUACCUGCACGGUCAGCAACCCCGUGGAUCAGAAGAUCGUCUCCUUUGACCUGCAGAGCAUCUGCCGCAGUGGAGAUGCAGACGCAUCCUUCUCGAAGCCGGGGUACAUUGUGCUGACUUUCUUCCUGUUAGUGCUAAGCCUUGGGACUGCCGUCUGGUGUUGGCGGAUGAACAAUGAGAAGUCAGCUGACCCAGCUGCUACCCCCACGGGCCCAGUGGAACAAAGUCCGUCCGACUCGCAGUAUGCUGAGAUCUUGAGGAGUCCCCCAGAAGGAAAUGACCAGGCCUUGCGUCACCUGGAAAAUAACACAGAGCGGAGCCCACAGAAAGAGCCUCUAAUCACCACCAUUUACGACAAGCUCCAAAGGACCCCCAAGAAUACAUCCGAGGAGGUCACAUAGGCCCCCAGAAACCAGAAGAGGUAGCAUAUCAGAGCUUACCAAGGGCUUUGAAGUGCACCAUGUGCCCCACUCAAACUCUGUAGCUGAACGGUCUCAGUUCCACCCACGAACCCGAAUGGAAGAAGACACCUUCUCCAGCUCUGGAGCCUGCCUCGUGAUGCCUCCCCACCCCACCACCCCCCGUUGUUUCGGAACCUCAUCUGUGACGCCCUCAGCAACUGUUUUGGGAAGAAGGAACCAGAGUGAAGGCGGAGGAGGGAACAGGACAUGCAGCUUCAGCGCUGGCGCCUGCGAAAGCAAAGGGCCGUGCGGGCUAAGGCGACAUCUGCCCAUUCGCCACGUGCAGAGGGAGAGGUGGAGAGCACAGCACGGCCGCCCCCCACCCCCCAGUGAGAGGACGUUAGCCAACUGGAUGGAGCCCAUCUUUCCAUGGUUGGUGCACUGUCCUCCAGCGGGAGCAGCGUCCCGUCAGCAACUGCGGAGCAGCAGGGUGGUGAGAGGCAACGCACCCUGGUGCAGAAUGGCCCGUGCUAAGAAGGAAACCACUCCCAUCUGAGCCUGGCCUGCUGGCUGCAUGACUGUGAAGAAGCAACAUCAGAAAAUGGGCUCCCUGGGGAUGGAGGCACCAUUCUGGCUGCGUGAUGUGGCAGGGCCGUGGGCUGGGAGGGACUUGGAUGCACCAUGUAUUUAUUUAUCUAUUCCAUUUGAUAAUGCAGCCCUGCGGGGUCGAUGUACAUGUGACUGAGGUUUUGGAUCCAGGGGCCUGUUCUCUUUGUGCUCAUUGGAGGAAGGAAGGUUUUCUGAAGUAGAAAUAGGAAUAGAUGGUGCUGUGGCUUGUGGUGGGAGGGAGAACUAUAGGCGGUGGAGAGGAAGAUAGGAGUGUGUCUGAAUUACAGUGGGUUGACUGACUGAGGGUACUGGGGAUUCACUGAUCGGUAGAAAUUGUCUGAGUAAACGGCAGUCAGAUUGUGGUUUGCCGCAAAACAGUCUGGAUCCCAUGGGAGAAAUAAAAGUAAAAUCCCCCUGUGUGCUGACUGCCGCAAAGCGGAAAGGCGCAGGGGCAAAGCUACAUGUGGCUGGCAGAAAAGCAGCACAGAAUAUCAUGCUCGCAGCAGGCUCUUCCCAGGGCUAAUCUGGCUGAGCCCCGGGUGGAGGUGUUGAGGAAGAUCCAGGGAGCUGAGUGUGACUUGGCAGAAGCGAGAUUAAUGAGGGACAAACUGACCAGGUUAAAGAGUUGGGGCUAGAUUCUACCCCCGGGAUCGCUAGAAUUGCAAGGAGCAAAGUGCCACUGAAAGUGGACGAGGGCAGUAGAACCUGGCCGUGGGGCAGGCCCUGAAGCUCGGCCUGAGGGGUACAUGCUGCAGGGCGGAGCUGAGCCUCACCAGGUGCAACCUCAAGGAGGACUCAAGAGACAGGAGUCUGGUUCCAUCCUUACCUGCCCUCCAGAGCAGUAAGUUACUGCAGUCCCUGAAAGGGAGUGUGUCCCCUCUUGCUUAUGGGGUAACGUCUAGGGAGGGGCCACCCCAGAUCUGGAAAGUCUUACACUCUUCCCCUUUCGCCCCGGCUUGGCCAAGGAAGAGAGGACACAGUCUAGCAGCAGGGAAUUACCGGGAAGGACAAUGAGUGUGUCUCCGAUUGGGUGGUAGUUCCCUGUAGAGGGGAAGGGCAGAGGUGCGGGUAUUAAUGAGAGUAGCUAACCCCAAGGUGUUCUGUUACUGAGAGCCUGGCCUUGCUGUUACUAAUUGUGAUGAGACAUCUGUGCCGAGUGCCACCCCCCUGCUGUUUACAGCACUCACACCAUGGAAACCAUCUCCCAGAGCUGCUAAGCAACCCUCAGACAUGAAAGGACCCGGAAGACCAGCACAAAAUGGUCCUGUGUUCCGGGAAAGUUCCCCUUUGAGUUCAGAGAAGCUCUUCAGAGGGGAAAUCAUCAAAAGCCCCAAAAUCUUUCAGGGAACUGUGGGGAGGAAAAGAAAAUUUGCUGCUGGAUUUGGUUGGGCAGCUGUGAUCAGGAUUGUUCCGCUCUGUAGCGACACAUGCAAGAUGGGGAGAGGCAUUGGGCAGCACGCGGUGGUCCUGGACCCACCUCCCACACACUAACUGGGAAGGCAGCGGGGGUCUAGUGCUCGGAGUAACACCACGCUUCCUUUCUCCUGUCUGUCUUGUCUACUCACACGGGAAUUCGCAGGGGACUGACUGUCUCUGUGUCUAGCAGAGCCUGGGCCCUCAUCUCAGUGGGCGACUCCAGCCUCCUUGUAAUAUAACUGAAUGGAGCAGGGGCCUUUCCCAGGAAACCCGACAAUGGUUUGUGUGUGUGGAGAAGUAGGCCCCUCCACUGAAGUUUUUCCAAGCCUGUUUUUGCCCUGGCUUCAGUCCCCGGUUAGAUUAGUCUGUCCAGUAAAGCAUUGGAUGAUUUAUGCUCUGUUCAUGCAAAUACAAGGAAACGUAUGCACAUUUACAACCAGCCGCUACGGGUUUUUUCUGUUGGCGGGAGCGGGCGAUGGGCCUUUGCAUGAUUGCUGGGACUUCAGUAGGAUUUGGAGCUCUUUGGGCCUGUUCUCUGGAAGCAGCGAGCACCCACACCUGCCGUGGGUGGCGACAGAUGCUGCUUUCACCCCCUUGGCCAGAGAGCAGUGGAGUGUUCAGAUCAGGGAGCUGAUCAGUGAGUCUCUCUUCACCCUGUUAUUUCCUGUGAUGUGCGAACCAAAAUGCUCCGAUUCCUGCGCUGAGAAAAGAUAAUUUGGUCUCUCUUGCUUCCCUCUUUGUGCAUCCUGUGCCAACUACAGGAACCUUGGUCCUUACCUGCUUUGGCAGGGGAAGUGGGGCGGGAAGAAGCAGCAAUGCCCAGACACCCCAGUUACGGUCACAGCCAGCGCUGUGCUAGCUUCAGAGUAGUAGCCACUCGACUCCAUUCCCAUUCACCGAUGGGUGAUGUGGGGGGAGUGGGCUCUCUGGAGGUUACCUCCUGUAUUCGGUGACCUGCCUCAUUACACACAAGCCCAGCAUGGCAGGGCAGAGUCUCCCCACAAUGAUUUCCUUCUUUCAGAUCCCAGCCCCAGUUGCCCCUGCUCCUGACCAUUCCCGCCCCCUCACUCCUCUGUGCUACGCUAGCCCUGCCUAUGC